Messenger RNA from Cottoperca gobio, 2740 nucleotides. Its product is annotated as von Willebrand factor A domain-containing protein 5A-like. Lineage: Eukaryota; Metazoa; Chordata; Actinopteri; Perciformes; Bovichtidae. The transcript is spliced from 21 exons. The record is from RefSeq and is a predicted model, not a curated record. The coding region runs from base 180 to 2603 and encodes 807 amino acids.
GCCGAGCAGCGUCACAGAGGCAGGUUAGUAACAGGUAAACUCCACCUGUCAGGUGCGCAACCUGUGGGCGUGGCUUGGGUUUGACUGAAAACCAGAAGCUCCCGGACUCUUGCUUGUGGCAGAGUGGACUUUCAUCGCAGAGCAAUAACUUCCUGAACAGUGUAACUUGUUGAACAGGCAUGAUGGUAAACCUCUGUGGUCUGCUCAAUGCUAAUAAGGAACCAGUUCCUCUGAAGAGCGUGGAGGUGGAGCUGGAGGUGAGGGACCAUGUGGCUACAGUGGUGUCCACUCUGAACUAUGAGAACAAGGAGGACAAACCACUAGAGGCUGUUUUUGUCUUCCCUCUGCCUGGAGAUGCCGCUGUCUGUCACUUCAGUGCCAAGAUUGGACAGACACAGAUUGUAGCUGAGGUGAAGGAGAAACAGAAGGCUCGUGAGGAGUACGAUGAUGCUCUGAGCUCCGGUCAGCAGGCCUUCCUGUUGGAGGAGAGUGAGCAGAGUCCAGAUAUAUUCUCUCUGAGUGUGGGCAGUCUGCCUCCAGGAGAGAGCGCCUCCAUCAGGCUGGAGUACGUCACUGAGCUGGCUGUGCAGGCCGAUGAAGGGCUGAGGUUUAUUCUGCCUGCUGUGCUCAACCCUCGCUACCAACCACAGGGUAGUGAAGGUGGCAGUGUCCAGGUGACCUCUGUUCCAGCCUCUCUGGUGCCCUACAGUCUGUCUUUCUCUGCCCGAGUGUCCUCUCCUCGUCCAGUCUCUAAAGUAGAGUCCAACUGUCCCCUGGACCCUCUCCAGUACCUCAACACAGAGCAGAGCCAGGCCACGGUCAAGUUGGCUGCAGGACACAAGUUUGACAGAGAUGUUGAGCUGCUGAUUUAUUACAAAGAUGCCCACCAGCCCACUGCUGUGGUGGAGGCAGGACAGGCCUCUGCCAAGCCUGGCUCUCUGAUGGGGGAUCCAGUAGUGAUGCUGAGCCUGUACCCUGAGUUCCCUCAGGCUGUCAUGUCUUCACUCGCCUCAUGUGGAGAGUUUGUGUUCUUAUUGGAUCGAUCUGGCAGUAUGUCGGGGGCACGUAUAAAGAGUGCCAGGGAUACUCUGCUGCUCCUGUUGAAGAGUUUACCAAUGGGCUGCUAUUUCAACAUCUACAGUUUCGGGUCCAGCCAUGAACACAUCUUCCCUAAGAGUGUGGAGUACAGCCAGGAGACCAUGGAAGAGGCUCUGAAGAAAGUUGAAGAGAUGAAUGCUAAUCUGGGAGGAACAGAGAUCCUGAAGCCCCUAAAAGAUAUUUACAGCCAGCCCUGCAUUCCCAAUCAACCCAGACAACUAUUUGUCUUUACUGACGGAGAGGUGGGGAACACCAAAGAAGUCAUAAAUCUGGUGAAGAAGAAUUCAGGUUCCCACAGGUGCUUCUCUUUUGGGAUUGGGGAAGGGGCCAGUUCUGCUCUUAUCAAUGGGUUGGCCAAGGAAGGAGGAGGUCACGCUCAGUUCAUCACAGGGACUGACAGGAUGCAACCUAAAGUGAUGCAGUCGCUGCGUUUUGCUCUGCAACCAGCCGUGGUGGACAUCUCAGUCACGUGGGAUUUACCAAAGGGAGUCUCUGUCACUGCUCUGUCUCCACCAAUCACAGCACUUUUCCAGGGUCAAAGGUCACUGAUUUAUGGCCAGCUCACUGGACAGAGUUCAGAGGCAGCAGAGGGCUGUGUGACGGUGAAGUACAGCCUGGCAGGCCAUCCCUCUCAGAACCAGCUGCACUUCAGUCUCCAACCUGCAGAGGACACUGGACUAACAGUCCACAGGUUGGCUGCUCGGACUCUGAUUCGCUCCCUGGAGAUGGAGGAGACAGAGCGCAGAGGAGAGCAAGAUGAAGGAGUGAAGAAGAAGAAGGUGGUGGAGCUCAGUGUCCAAUCAGGAGUGAGCAGUGCCUUCACUUCCUUCAUUGCUGUCAACAAAGGCAACGGCGAGACCAUUCAAGGACCUCUGGUGCGCAGAAAUGAUCCAACACUUUUGAUGCAGUGCUAUAUGGUGUCAGGUCUUCCACUGAUGUACGAAAUGUCCUGUGAUAUGCCAGAAAUGAACGAAAUGUCCUGUGAUAUGCCAGAAAUGACAUGUGCGAGAAAAGCUAAGGCUCCCAGCAGCCCAGGGUUUCUCUCUAAUAUGAAGAAGAAGCGAGUUGUCUUCAAGCGAGCCCAGUCUGAGGCUGACCAUCUGUCUCCACAGUCAGAUGGUCAGCACGUUAAUGAUGCUUCAUCUUCCUCAGCAAAUAGCUCUCCCCAGCAGCCACCCAGAGACCCUCUGCUGCAGCUGGUCUUCCUCCAGAAGGCGUCUGGCUGCUGGGUGCUGGAUCCAGCUCUGGCUGCUGCACUGGGAAAGACCAGCGAGGAGGUGGAAAAGCCCAAACCUGCAUCGGUCAAUAAAGAAGUGUGGGCCACCAUUCUGGCUCUGAUCUGGCUUCAUGGUUUCAAGAUGGACGCUCAGGAAGAGUGGGAGCUUCUGGCUAUGAAGGCUGCGUCAUGGCUCCGUGCUCAGAAUGCACCGUGUGUGACCGAGUGUGUGGACGCUGGAAACUCUCUGCUGGGUUGUAAGGUGCAGAAAGAUGUCCUGGGACUCUGAGGUUUUCAUUAAAGUGGCUUCUCUUUAAGUUUGGUGCGCAGAAGCAGAUUUGCACCAUCCUACAACCUUUACUUUAUCAACGUCGCUCCAUACUAUCUACCUAUUAAAUGAUUUAAUAAAUCUUUGUUUUCCCCUCA